Eublepharis macularius is the source of this 4104-nucleotide messenger RNA. It is a transcript of the gene RRAS, whose product is annotated as RAS related. Gene Ontology annotation, biological process: signal transduction. Lineage: Eukaryota; Metazoa; Chordata; Lepidosauria; Squamata; Eublepharidae. Gene Ontology annotation, cellular component: plasma membrane. The coding region runs from base 213 to 824 and encodes 203 amino acids. The transcript is spliced from 6 exons. The record is from RefSeq and is a predicted model, not a curated record. Gene Ontology annotation, molecular function: GTP binding; GDP binding; GTPase activity.
CCCGCCCCGCAGCGGCUCCCGCUGGCCAAAUAGGGAAGCGGAGAGCGGCCGGGGAGCGCAGCGUUUCGCCUGUUCCCGGCUCUUUGCGCCGAGUCGCAUUCCGAGGGCCCACCCCGGAUCUCGGCCAUAUUUUGGGGGGAGGCGGGCGGCGAUGGCAGCGGUGAGGGCGCUUGGGGGCUUCUGACUUCCUCGGCCUACUCGCCGUCCCGACCAUGAUGAAUCCCAGCGAAGGCGCGGCGCCCGCGGAGAAGUUUAAGUUGGUGGUGGUCGGGGGAGGCGGCGUGGGGAAAAGUGCCCUGACUAUACAGUUCAUCCAGUCGUACUUUGUCUCUGACUACGACCCCACAAUUGAGGAUUCAUACACAAAAAUCUGCAGCAUCGAUGGCACCCAGACUCGGCUGGAUAUUCUGGAUACUGCAGGACAGGAAGAAUUUGGGGCCAUGCGAGAACAAUAUAUGCGCACAGGGGAAGGCUUUCUUCUCAUCUAUGCCAUCAAUGAUCGUGGCAGUUUCAAUGAGAUCAGCAAGUUCCAUACGCAGAUACUUCGGGUGAAAGAUCGGGAUGAAUUUCCCAUGAUCCUUGUGGGCAAUAAGGCAGACCUGGAUCCCUAUCGGCAGGUGCCCAAAGAGGAGGCCGUCAGCUUUGCCCGGGAGAAUCGAAUCCCAUACAUGGAAGCCUCUGCCAAAAUCCGCCUCAACGUGGAUGAAUCAUUCUACGAGCUGGUUCGGGCCAUCAGGAGGUUUCAUGAACUUGAGUCUCCCCCCGCCCCAGCUGUCAGCCCGAAGAAGAAAGAAACCAAAGGCUGUCCUUGUUCUAUUCUGUAGACCACCGUCCCACUCCAAGCCACACAUUCUGGAAGGGAAUGAACAGCUGUCCUGGUUAUCUCGAACCAGCAUUUUUCCCUUGCUCAACCAGCCUGCCCACCCCCCACUGCAACAAGGGCUGUCCGUGUGUGUUCCGCGGUUGUUUCUAAAAUACUUUGUUUCUCUAGUAUUGCAGAGAACUCUGCAAGCCAGAAUGGGGCAGGGGACAGAUCUUUGUCUUAACUCCCCUUCAAUGACCCUGUAAACUACCAAGGAAAGAGGUUGUGUGUGCUUAAAGGAAGGUGCAGGAAGGGGGAAUGCAAACCAGCAUAUCCUACCUCGUCACCUUCAGCUGCUAAAUACUGCCCCAAUUCUUUGGAAGAAGUCUCCCCUCCCUGCUGAGGGAUAGAAAGCAGGAUCAUUUUCAGAAAUGUGGGCUGCUGGGUGUAAAUUCGGCAGAGAUGAGCAAGUAUAGGACAGUUGGUUAUCCUGUGUGUCAGGGAGUGGGCAACUGUAGCAAGAAGUCAAACAGCAAGAUUCAGUGAUCUUGUGCGUACAGCUACACACACAUAUUGAAAAAUGCUUUGUAUGACUGGGAGCGGGGAAGAGGUGUAAUCAAACGCAUUUGUCAACAAGAUAUAUGCCCAACUGUUUUCCGCUAUUCAGAGAGGGAAACAGUAGCUGGUACAAAGUUACAACUCCUUCCCACAGCUGGUGUUACCUCCUUUUUUGGGAAAAAGGGAGGAGCUGGAAUUACACACCCUUUUUGUGGAGAGUGUGGAGCAUGCCCACCUCCUGCAAACUAAUUAAGUGUGGUUGCAUCAUAGCAGAUAAAUGGACUGAAAAACAAGCCCCUUGUUUCUCUUGGAGAUGUAAGAAGAAAAUAGUUAAAAUCAAAGGAUUGCCUUCCUUCCCCCACCACCCCUAAAUCAGGGACAGAUGGAGUUAAAAACAGCCCCUACUCUCAGCUGCUGAGAACCAGCCCUGACCUGAUGCAGUGAACUUUUUAACAUAGUUUUUAAUUAUUAGAAACAAAACUGCAAUGCCAGUUACAGUAGACUGAAGAUGCAAGUUGUUCGGCCCUUCCCAAGAAUGGAAAGAUUUGCCUUGAAUCUUUAAACACACUUCCAGUUUUUUGUUUACCUUCUGCAACAUAUUUUGCUAUCAUUGCUACGCAGGCUGUUUACAGUCUAUCAGUUUUCUUAGACACCCCUCCAUGGCAAGUGAAUUUUUUCAUGGCAAUGGCCCUCUCAACUCCAAUUAUGUUUCAAUACCGAGUCUUACCAGCAAUUUUAUUGAGUAAACCUUAUUGAAGCUCUUAACAAUUGAAUCCCAAAACCUCCUUAAGGCUCAACCAGCUAUGAAGUCCCAACCAACCCAAGAAAAUACCGUUCUUCUACUCACUUCUUACCUCACCAUGAAGCAAAAUGAUGUAUUUAAUCCUGGUCAAAUGCAAACUAUAUUUUUCAGCAGCUGAGAGAAGUGUGUAUGAAUCAGAUUUCUGUCCAUCCCCCCCACCCCCUGCAUGCUGUAUAAACUUGCAGAGCAUUCCAGCUUGUACAUGCCAAAGAGUUAUCACUUAUCCAAAAAAAAGACUUGUGGUACUUUAAAGAUUUAACCAAUUUAGCUUUCAUGGACAUUACCCACUUGAUCAGUGGCAUAAAGUUCUUCGCAAUCAGCCGAUAUGUUAUAUGAAUAUAAAUAUAUAUUAUAUAUAUAUAUAUAUAUAUAUAUAAAACCACGUGCACACACACACACACACACACACACACACACAGAGGUACAAAGAACUUUUUAUAAAUAAUGCAGCCAAAAGGCCAUGAAAUGCAAGGGUAGUCAUAGGUCUGUGAAUUUGUCACAUAGCCAAAAACUAUUUUAACAGAAUAAAAGGGGAGGAUUCCCAGAGAAUGUGUUCACUUUGUGAUCAUUGGGGUAGGAAUCCUUAGUGGGGCAGGGGGUUGAUGCUUGCUGGAUUUGAUAGUGUUACAAGGGCGGGUGGGAGAUCGACUGCAGAUGUGUUCCUAUGUGACAAGAGGGUAUCUACAACAUGAAUUCAAAUACGGCAACUCAGUAAUAGGAUUACCUGGAACAUUCCCUGAAUCUCAACUGGUUGCCAGACUAGAGAGAGUAGUUCUCCUACAGGAAAUGACAGCUAUAGAGGAUAGACUGUAUAGAAUCACAUACCUGCUUAUCUCCCUCCCCUCCCCUGGCUCCACCCCCAAAUCUUCAGGAAUUUCCCAAGCUGGAUUUGGCAACCCUUCUUAGUAGUGACUCAGCAAAUUAUAUAUUGGCCCGUAUAGCUGCUCAAGAUAGGUUCAUAGAGCACCUAACAUCAGCUCAAAUACGACCCCUAACACUAAUUUAGCACUGCACUGAUCACACUAGUUCACAAAUCAGGAUAGAGCCCUUGCUUCAAAACAUACUCCAUUUCAUUUUUUUAACGUGCUUUUUUAAUGGCCCUGGCACAAUAUUCGCCUUUGUACUGAACCGACCAGGGAGAGGGGGCUGGAUGUGUGCUGCUGUUUACCUUUGCAUUUUUCCCAAAGUUAAAUAAGCACUUCAUCUAGGGCAGGGGCCUCCCAACAGGUAGCUUGGAAGCUACAUGUAGCUCAACAGCUGUUGCAGAGUAGCUCAGAUGUCCCCUAGAAGGCCCAGAAAAAGAUCUGUUCUAUGCUGUUUUCAAGAAAAGCUUUUUAUUUCUUGGGAUUUUUCUCUGCAGAUUAUCUAGAAACUUCAUUUCUGGUCGUCUUAGUCCAUGUUUUGUUUCUAGGACAUAACAAAUCUUGAUAAUGUUGGGAUAUUUUUCAUUAUUUAAAAGUAGUCCUUAUUUUUAAAAAGUUGGCAACCCCUGAUCUAGAGGAUGCAUCACAUUUUGCCAGGUACAGAUGACACUUUUGAGCACUUGGCAAAAUGUUCCAUUCAUCUAACAAGUGCACACUGAAAGAAAGCACAAGGACCAUUGUAACAAAUGAAAAAGAAAUGCAUGUUUACCAUGCAGCAGAAAGAUGUUAUGAAGAAGCUCUUGAAAGAGCUAAACUUGGGGAAGAUCUAGAGUGAACAUAUUUUUUAUUCAAACUACUUAGAAAAAUCCGCUGCUUACUUCUGAACCUACAAGCACAGAUGCUCCAUCACUAUGUCUUGAUCUGAGCUGCUGUAGCAUAGUUGUUAAGUGGUUGGGUUACAAGUCAGCACUCUGCUGAUUCAACUCCCAUGAGCUCAAGCAGCUGGCUUUGGGUAAGCCACUCCUCUCAGCCCCAGCUCCUCAGUUUUUGUGGAGAUAAUAAAAAGACUUUGUUCACCA